CUUCACUCUCUUUCCACUUGGCGCAUUGCCAUUCGGCUCUUCGAUAGCCUUGCUUUUGGUCAAUUCUUGUUUUAUUCUCACUAAUUGGCGCCCAAAGUGCCCCACUUUAUCAUCCGCUGGCAUCUGGAGAAAGGAAUCGGACGUUUUAUUUUAACAACUGGACAGCACAAGCCAAGAUUAUUUGCUCAACUACGAUAUAGAUAUGUCUACGGAAGCGCUUCAUCGGUCGGGAGGCGAAUUCCCUGGCGCACCUUGGACUAUAAAAUUCCCUUCUUUUGAGUCUGAACCCACUUCAUCGAGCACUGGAUAUCAACAAGACACUCUAAAACCAUCUAAUCUCACUCGACCAUCUCUUGAGAAUGCUUUUUCAGAACCUGGUGAAGGAGUGGCACCACAUGCACAUGAAUCCAAAAAUGCACAAUCACCCGUUCCCCCCAGUCCUAUAACGUCACUGCAUGAGCGUGUGUCCCGCUCGGAAUCACCAUACGUGACUGUAACGCCUCCCCAGCCAUCAACACCCACAUCUCCACCUGCUGGUCAUACACCAACUUACGCACGAACUCAUCAUUCAUCACACACAUCCCAUCCAUCAAUCCCAAAUUCGGAUGAUUCAUUUAGUUCUAUUUUCUUUCGACCCGGGAAUCCAACUGCAUCUGCCCAGCCCCUUGCACCUUCUGCAUUCUUUUAUCAACAGGGGCCAAAGACCCAUUCAUCGCCAGACCUUAUCGGACCUUUGCUUGAGGAUUAUUACAAUGCUGGAAAGGGGGGAUUCAACCCCCAGGCGGAAUCUACCCCCCAUGGUAGUGAGGAAUCCUUUCGUCUGGCCCCUCCUGGUCAUCCAUCUAGUCUUCCCCGCCCUGCCCUCGCCGCCCCAUUCGUUUUUCCAUCCCCCAGUGCGAUAAGAAAUAGUAGUGGUACUUCUAAUUUAGCCCCUGGACCGUUCUCACCCGCGGAGCCUGAUGUGGGGGGUGGGAGUUUCUUUAAAAGGAAAGCUCCGAGCUUCUCCAGUCUGCGGAGAUGGUUGCCAGGGGUGACGGAACCAGACGUGGAACGUGGUGACAACGCUGAUCGUCAGACAGCAUCUUCUGGUCCCUCUUCCCGCCGAAGGUCCUCGUUUAGCGAUGUGGUUCUUGGGCGGUCACAUUCGCUGAAAGAUGCAUCUGUCUAUCCUCAUCCAUCUGCUACCAGAUCCCAUGCUACGCUCCCGGGAUCAGAUUUAUCAUCCAGCCCAGAUAUCACUUUGGACAUAGACGUUUUUUCGAGCAACCCGUCUCAGCCUUCGUUCUGCCCGGUACCUUCCGAGCCUUCGGUGUCCCCCACCUCCCCAUCUCAUUCACGACUGAUGUCCCUAUCUGCAUCUUUAGAUACGUAUGCCACACCACCUACACCGCCUUCCCCAUCGCGGUCGCGGGAGCUGCAGGAAGUAUUAGGUCAUCACCGUAAUGACAAGUCACAGCACGACAAGGAUACUGUGCGUGUACCUGCACGAUCAGUACCUAUUGGUGAUGUGGCAAGCGACACGUCGUCUGAGCAUAGGCGCUGGUCAAGCACGACCUCGGGGUCUGCGUACUUGACCCCUGCCACUCCCAGCCCCCCGCCUCGUCGUGGGCGCCUCAACCCUCGCAGUCUAUCUCAGCGCGUCAACAUCCUUUCCGUCAUCGAUGCUAGUCCUACUUCAGCUACUGCCAGUUCAACACAACAUCAUGGCGCGAGGAACACCUCAGAGACCAGUCCUACUCGUCGGACCAGUAAGUUCGAAGAUCGCACCCUUAGCAUAUCUGGUCGUUUGGAUAAGUACGAGGAUGCGCCGUUGGAGGAAUACCUAGAUGAACAUGAAGGUUCCUUUGGUGAAGAAGAGGGUGACUGGCGCUUCGUGCGCAGGAACCCGUGGAAGGAUUCUUGGAACACAGAGGCUUCCCGAACGACGAUUUCUUAUUACGCCACAACGAACAAUGCACCUCGGCGAAGCAGUCUGCAGAACUUCUGGAGAGGCACCAGAGCUUGGUUAGGAGAGGGGACUAGCAGCAUGGGAACUGGACCGCGAAGCUCCUAUACCAGUGUGAGCACCCGAGGGGAGCUGAACGACGGGGACCGCACAGUACGCAGUGCAGGACCGGUCCCACACAGCCUACGCCAGCAGCAGAAAAGGCAGAGCGAGAAUGAGAAGUCCCCAGAGGAGAUCGCAGAAGAGGAGUUCAUGAGUCGGGUUAGCACCCCAUCCAGCAAUGAAAUCCGCACUCUCAGAAGUCGGCCACAUCGGUGGAGUAGCCGAGACGACGGUGAAGGAAUGAGCAUCCGGACUGCGCCAGUCGAUUUGUCUUUCCAUUCCACCAAGGGUCCCCCAAAGAAGAGAACUGAAUCGAUGGCUACACCCACCUCCCCUGUUUCUCCAAAGGGAAAGCACAAGCAUACGAACACAGCGCCUUUUGACAAUCGCUCUUCCACAUUGAUGUCUACGAAACGUGAUUUGGUUCUUCCCCGGUUGGUGGAGAAAAGACAAAGUACUUCAACGGGUUGGGCUGCGCCAUUGUGGAGUCCAACUAGCCCUCCCCCGCGGCCUCGGCGACCAGAGUCAAAUUCUGAGGGCGGGUUAAUCCUGACUCCAAAAGGUUCCCCAAGUCGGCAAUACUUCGGUGAUAUGUUGGCUACGCUUCCCCAGCGCCGCGUACGGAUCAUCAGUCCGGACAACAGUCCCUCACCUCGAAUUCGCAACCAAUCACAAAUAAGACCAAAUCCCAAUCCCUCUCGUCCCACGCCUGAGCUUUCGAGCAGCAGCAACACCUCGCUUCUCUUAGGUUCUCAUGUUUCCUUUUCCAUAUCAUCUCAGCAAAAAUCUACGUUGCGCCUGGUUCUUUCCAGCCCUCGUUUAUCACUCAACACCCUGCUACCAGCACAAGUGUUAUUCCUCAUGGGUUUUGUCCUUGGACCUUGGGCCUGGCUCGUUGGGGGUUGGCUGCUCGGACCAGAUGGUCAUGUCCGCUUGGUAGACCGGGAUGGACGCACGAUUAUGUACUCUGACCAAGAUUGUGGGACGAAUCCCUCUCGUGCCUCGAACAUUGGGGAUUCCGCCAUGUCUCUCCGACCUCGUGAGCAUCCACCCCUGCGUCUCGCAAGCGGGAUGGCGCAUGAGCCCGUGCGGCCAAGCACAUGGCAUCGAGUCAGGAAACGGAUUUGCGUUCUUCCCAUUUCUUCUGAUUCGCCGUGCGAUUGGGUGUGGAGGUGCCGUGUGGCCUCUAUCGGUAGUGUCGUGGUGCUGUCCGCAUGUGUGAUCGUUGCUAUUACCGUUGCAGCUCGUGGUCGCCUUUGAGAUGCACGUACUAUUUUUCUAUC
Messenger RNA from Cantharellus anzutake, 3330 nucleotides. RefSeq lists its product as uncharacterized. NCBI's taxonomy places the organism in Eukaryota, Fungi, Basidiomycota, Agaricomycetes, Cantharellales, Hydnaceae. The coding region runs from base 203 to 3307 and encodes 1034 amino acids. The transcript has 2 exons. Gene Ontology annotation, molecular function: protein binding. The record is from RefSeq and is a predicted model, not a curated record.